Molecule: messenger RNA, 1989 nt
Organism: Xiphophorus maculatus (southern platyfish)
Lineage: Eukaryota; Metazoa; Chordata; Actinopteri; Cyprinodontiformes; Poeciliidae
Exons: 3
Coding region: 161-778 (205 amino acids)
Source: RefSeq, a predicted model, not a curated record
UUUACUAUUGAGUUUCCUAACAAGUUGUUUUAACUUUCAUUCUCCAUCUUAAUUUAGUUCCUGGUUGUUUUUAGUUAAAACUGUAUUUUUUAUCAGAAAAUAACCCUGAAUAGUUUCAAUUAAACCAAAAGUUGAGUUUGCUUGCCGUGACAACGAGGAAAUGGUUGCUAUGAUAACUGCGUCACUGUGCUGCGUUCAGCUUUUUGUCAUCUUCAUUGUGCUUGUUUCAGCAGAUCAGAUCUCUAGAGAGCUCCAAUUUGAACCUGGACAAAACAUCAAUCUAAAAUGCAGAACUCCUGACAACAAACCUGCCGCCGUCGUAGAGUGGAGCAGAACUGAUUUGGAGGAUGAAUUUGUCCUUUUAUUUCGGGAUGGUAAGUUGGAUCCAGAACACCAGCACCAAAUGUACGAGAACCGAGUGGAUCUACGCGACCAGCAGAUGAAAGACGGAGACGUGUCUUUGGUCCUGAAUAACAUGGUGCCUGAUGACAGAGGAAUAUAUGAGUGCAGGGUUGCUCAGGCAGAAACUAAUCGAAAGAAAAGAGCUGUGCUGGAUUCAGAUCCUAUCUGCACCUUCAGGUUGAGCCUAGCCCCUCUUCCAGGGACCCUGGAUGGACAAAGCAAGAACAGAGGAAACAAACCUGCUGCAUUGAAUAAAGGAUGGAAUAAAGCCAGAGAUGAUAAGCUAAUAAUCGGUCUGGCAGUCUGGUUUAUUAUUGUUCUAGUUGCUGGUUUUGUGGCUCUUUACUAUAUAAGGAACAGGUGUUAUCAAGUGUAGGUCUUAGUGUCCACUUUACUUGCCAUGAUGAUGAAUGGUAAGAGGGGAGACGGAAGACAAUCCUUGUUGUGAAAUAAUAACCUCGUUCCUCCUCAUGACCAACCCAUCCAUAAUGAUCCUGGCUCUGCAGCAUCUCCAUUUCUGUUUGUAUAGAGGCAUCUUAAUUACCUGGUGUCCAUGGUAACCUCAACACAAAAUGUCAAAGUCUGAUUAUUCUGGAUUAUAAUAGUGAUUUAAUUCAGUCAGUAUUGUACUGAAUGGUCUUAAGAUGGAUUGAGAAUAACUAUAUUGUUCUUAAUUUUGCUUUAACUGGAUUUGAGUGAUUAGACCCUAAACUUCCCAGAGCAGGUUCAAACCUUUCUCUUCUGGUAAGAACAUUAUUUUAUAACUUCUUCCUUCUCAAAGUGAACAUAACAGGAACCUGCUGUGACGUUCCUCUGGGUGAAGGCCUUCACUUCUGCCUGUCACAUAUUUCUGGCAUGGAAAAUUUGAUUCAUCUCUCUUACUGUUUUUUUUAUCCUUCUGUUUUUCACCUCUUCAAAAACAUUCAGAAGCAUAAUGAAAAAAAAGAAUAUUUUUAAGAGUAGUAAAAGUACUCUUAAAAAUACUCAAUACAUACGUACAUUAUGUAUGUAUUCUAAUACAUACAUACUCAAUUGAUUUGAUAUACAAAAAAUCAUAAUUGAAGUUGAAGAGACUUUUUAAAAGUAUUUUUUAUGUUAAACAUGUUUAUAAUUUGUACAUUUGAUUUGCCUGACAGUUCUGCCAUGUACUGGUUAUUUUAAAUCACAGCUGUACAUAUUUAAUCUUCUGAGUCUGUAAGUUUGAGUUCUGUUUUUGGCCCUGGGGAAAAUGAACACAGUUUGAAUUAAACUCUUGGUGUUUAAAAAGAGCUUUGCUUGUCACCACUAAACAUUUAAUAAACAUUUAAUACCUACAAGUGUAAACCAACUAGCUUCACUGUCUGUGACAGUAGGAUGUAAAUUAUGUUGCAAAGAAAAUGCAAAACAAUUAAACUGUUUAAGACAUGAACUCAGAGAGACUUAGUAACAUUUCCCAAACAUGAAGCUACAACAAAAGCUUCAAAUUUGUUCCAGUUUCUGAAAUAUUUAUUUCUGUAUUUUGUAGAUCAUGUUUUCUGUUAUGAUAGCUUGAGAAAUGCUGGUUGUUUUCAAAUGUGUUCAGUUUAUCUCCUUAUCACUUACAUUCUC